AUGAGCUCUGUGGUGUGUGAUGAUUUAAGAGAUCUCAAAGCUGGGAGGACAGAUUGGCAAAUCAAAGUAAGGAUUAUCCGUCAAUGGAGGGGAAUCACUGUACUAGGUGAACCAUUCAAAGGUUACAACUACAUGUUUCUUGAUGCCAAGAACUGUAGGAUGCAAGCGUAUGUGCCACAAUCGCUUGAAGUGAAAUUCAAUAGAUUAGUGGUUUUAGGCAAAAUUUAUUUCAUCAAGAAAUUCCAGGUGAAGGAUUACACUGAGAAGGAUAAAUAUAGACCUGUUCGGAUGGAUAAACAGAUUUCUCUGACAAAUGAUACAAAAAUAAAGGAUUUGGAAGAUUCAGAUUUUUUCAUUCCAAAAAACAUGUUUGAUUUCGUAGCAUUCAGCCAACUAAAGGAGCUUGCAACGCAACAUGUUUACUUGGCAGGGGUAAUUUGUAAGGAAGGCAAGUUUACUGAGUUGCCUGAGCGAAAUGGGAAGCCACACUGUAGCUUCAGGUUCAAAAUCAGUGAUGGGAGGAAAAAAGUCAAUGUGACUUUCUGGGAUUCAAUGGCUCGCGACUUUGAUGCAGCCUUGACCUCACACCCUGGUGAGAAGACAAUUGUUAUCAUCGCAAGUGCAAAAGUGAGCGCAUGGCAAGGAAACUACGCACCUACGACAUUCUACAUCAAUUAUGAUCAUCACAGUGUCAACAACCUGAAAAAAAUGUUAAAUCAACCUCAGUUCUCACACUUGACAUCAACAACCAAGCCUAAGACUUACAAACUGUGUACAAUAGACCAGAUCAAGAAGUUGAAUGCACAAUACAUAGAUGUAAGAAUAAGGAAUGAGGAUGAGGUACUAUGCAAAGCAAAUUUGAAGUUUGUAGAAGAGACAGAAGAUUGGAAACAGUAUGAUUGUACAUCAUGCUACUCAGAUUGUAGCAAACUCGAUGGGAGAAACCACCGUUGCAGCGAGUGCAAUCGUAUUGUAGCAGACCCUUUGGAAAGAUUCAAAAUUUCUGCUGUAAUUUCUGAUGAUACGGGAGGACUCCAAGUUACUUUGUUUGAUCGUGAAGUGCGCACGCUAUUAGGGAAAACUGUGCAACAAGUUCAGACCAAGGACAACUCUUUCCCUAAAAUAAUUAAAAAUAUUCAAGGGAAAAACUGCACUUUCCAGCUUCUGAUAGCAAAAGAAAACAUCGAUAACAAUGACUCUGUGUACUGUGCUACAAACAUUGCCCUUGGUUUUGAUGUCAUCUUACCAACCGUUCAGGAACAGGCACAAGAAACGCAAUCAGAUAUUCAAACUGCACAGCCUUCAGGAUCAUCAUACCAUCUAGACAACAUCUCACAACUGGACUACGAACAAGCCUCAAAUUGA
Molecule: messenger RNA, 1365 nt
Organism: Daucus carota subsp. sativus
Lineage: Eukaryota; Viridiplantae; Streptophyta; Magnoliopsida; Apiales; Apiaceae
Exons: 10
Coding region: 1-1365 (454 amino acids)
Source: RefSeq, a predicted model, not a curated record